UCGCGUUGGGAGGGGGCCGGAGUCUGUGGAGUAGCUUGUUCGCUACCGCCUGGGCGGGCGAACCCAAAUUUGGGUUUGGAACUCGGGCGGUAAAUCCUGGGGCCUAAACUGAGCUCCUGUUGAAGUAAGGGUGUCAAGGACUGUCAGAGCUGAAACGCGCGGAGGGAGAUUCGCUGGGAGUGUACGGCAGUGCCUCCUGCGGUUUUGUGUUCGUGCGGGAGCCUGCCUGGUUUUGGUGACUGUGUGGACAGCCAGCCGAGUGUGUGCGACGUUGGUUUAUGUAUGACUCUGAGGGUGUUUGUGACCAUGUACUUACCUGACAGGAGAAAGGCUUAUUUCUAUGAUUGUGGGUACCACGUGUGUGACGGGGGUUUAUUUGUGACUGUGAAGGGAGACAGGGCUGUUGUGACAGGGUGUUUGCAUGUGCUUGUGUCACUUUGAGGUUGUAUAGGUGCCUGGUAUCCUCUGUAGAACGGGCUUGCCUGUGAAGUUGACGUGUGUGGCUGUUGCUGAGACAGUUUGUGACUGCUCCUUUCCAUGUGUGUGUUUGUUUGUUUUUCUGCCUAUCUGGGUGCGCCUUGUGUGUGACUGGGAUUGUGCCGUUUUCAGGAAUGUAUGAAGAGAGGAAAAGCGUGUCUGUGAAAGGGUGUUUGGGGCGAUAUGUGUCCCCAACAAGAUGCCUGGGUGUGUUUGUUUAUUCCCUGUGUACAAUUGGAUUUUAUUUACGACUAAGUGCUCAGUAGCCUAACUGAUGGUUAUGACUCUGGUUAAGUGUGGAAAUGUGAUUUUGUUUGACUUUGUGUGGAAUUUGUAUACUCUGUGAUCUUUCAGAAUUUAUUAUGGUACACAAGUAAAAUUUUGUUUGGUAUUUCCAAGGUUUCAUUCUGAGGCUGAGUCUUUCUAUGGAUCAUGAAUCCUGUAUGCUUUUGUUUCCCUGAGGACUUUGAGGGUUGAUUUCUGUUUUAAACAUUCACACAUGACCUGUGUUGCUUCAUUUCUGUAUACAUCACAGUUCACUUUAGAAUUGCAGUUGUAGAAUUACUGCUGCUUCCCAGUGCUCUUAACUUACAGCCUUAAGGGAACUGGAUGCAAGGAAAUGGCAAGAAAAAAGUCAGAAAUUUAAGCCUUUGAGUGAGAAAAAGUUGUUUUCAAGCCCCAAAACAAGUCUUGAGAAUUUUAGAGCUGCUAUCACCUUCCAAGACAGGCUACUUGGAAAUGUGAUGGGUUCCAGUAGUAGAAAUACCUGGAAAGGGAAUGCUAUAGGGAGCCAACCACAUUCUUUACAAACUGUAAACCUGAACUGCAGAGCUGUUUACAGUAAACAGCUUUGAAUCCAGAAAUAAAAUUUAUCUUAAGGCAGCCUAGCCAUGCACCUUCCAAUAGAGUAUAGGACUGUACUAGUCUCCUGACUUUUAUGUUAAAUGAGGGAUACAUUAUGGGGGUGAAGGAAGAGUUUGUUUUUGUUUUGUUUUUUUUAGUAUGGGGGAUCAAACUCGGGUCCUUGCACUUUCGAGGCAAGUGGUGGAACCACUGAGCUAAAUCCCUAGCCCUUGAAGGAAGAGUUUGUGUUCUAAUUAAGAGUAUAUGCCAAGAAAGGCUUAGUUUUGUCAUUUCAUUUUCUUUUUCUGAGAGUAGAGCCAAGAGGAGGAAAGAAUGGCUGUUGCAUAUUCAAAAGCAAAGUUCAAGUUCUGCCUUUUCCAGGCUCUUUGCCUCUCUAAGAUAGGAGCCCGAAAGAAGGUUGAUCAUUUUUUGCAGCUCUAAAAACCAUGUUUCAGAGAUCAGUGAUGUUCAGGGAUGUUGCCAUUGACUUCUCUCAGGAAGAGUGGGAAUGCCUGGACUCUACUCAAAGGGAUUUGUACAGAGACGUGAUGUUGGAGAACUAUAGUAACUUGGUGUCACUAGACUUGCCUUCAAGAUGUGCCAAUAAAGACUUGUCUCAAAAAAAGAACACUAAUGAAAGAGCAUUAUCCCACUGGGAAAUGAAUGGCAGGCUUGAAAACUGUGAGCUUGAUAAGACCAAUUCCAGAGAUUAUUUGGAAUUCAAAAGCAAGUUGGAAAAGCAAGAAAAUCAGAAAGAAUAUUUUGGUCAAGGGAUGAUAACAUAUGACAAAAUGUCUAUUUUCAAUCAGCAUACCUAUUUAUCUCAACAUCCACGAUGUCAUUCUUUGGAGAAACCCUAUAAGUGUAAGGAAUGUGGAAAAGCCUUCCGUCGAGCCUCACACCUAACUCAACAUCAGAGUAUUCAUACAGGUGAAAAACCCUAUGAAUGUAAGCAAUGUGGGAAGGCCUUUAGUCGUGAUUCUCAGCUCAGUCUUCAUCAGAGACUUCAUACUGGUGAAAAACCCUAUGCAUGCAAAGAAUGUGGGAAGGCCUUUACUCAAAGCUCACAACUUAUUUUACAUCAUAGAAUUCAUACUGGUGAAAAACCAUAUAAAUGUGAAGAAUGUGGAAAAGCCUUUAUUCGUAGCUCACAACUCACUCGUCAUCAAAAAAUCCAUACUGGUGAGAAACCUUAUGAAUGUAAAGAAUGUGGAAAGGCCUUUACUCAAAAUUCACAACUUACUCUGCACCAGAGACUUCAUACUGGUGAGAAGCUCUAUGAAUGUAAAGAAUGUAGGAAGGUCUUUACUCAGCUCUCACAACUUAUUCUGCAUAGAAGAAUUCAUACUGGUGAGAAACCUUAUGAAUGUAAAGAAUGUGGGAAGGCUUUUAUUUGUGGUUCACAGCUUUCUCAACAUCAGAAAAUUCAUAAUGGGGAAAAGCCGUAUGAAUGUAAGGAAUGUGGAAAGGCCUUUAUUCGGGGCUCACUCCUAAUGCAACAUCAAAGAAUUCAUACUGGGGAAAAACCCUAUAAGUGUGAAGAAUGUGGGAAGGCCUUUAUCCGUGGCUCACAACUUACUCAACACCAGAGAAUUCAUACUAAUGAGAAGCCUUAUGAAUGUAAGGAAUGUGGAAAGACAUUUAGCCAUGGCUCACAGCUUACUCAACACCAGAGAAUUCAUACUGGUGAAAAGCCCUAUCAAUGUAAGGAAUGUGGGAAGGCCUUUAAUCGUGGCUCACUCCUUACUCGACAUCAGAGGAUUCAUACUGGUGAGAAACCGUAUGAAUGUAAAGAGUGUGGAAAAACUUUUAGUCGUGGCUCAGAACUUACUCAACAUGAAAGAAUUCACACUGGUGAGAAACCCUAUGAGUGUAAGGAAUGUGGAAAGUCUUUUAUUCGUGGUUCACAGCUUACUCAACAUCAAAGGAUCCAUACUGGUGAAAAACCUUAUGAAUGUAAAGAAUGCAGAAUGGCCUUUACUCAGAGUUCACAUCUUUCUCAACAUCAGAGACUUCAUACUGGUGAGAAGCCCUAUAUAUGUAAUGAAUGUGGAAAGGCCUUUGCUCGUGGCUUAUUGCUUAUUCAACAUCAGAGAAUUCAUACGGGUGAGAAACCAUAUCAGUGUAAGGAAUGUGGAAAAGCCUUUAUUCGUGGUUCACAGCUCACUCAACAUCAACGGAUUCACACUGGAGAAAAACCCUAUGAAUGCAAGGAAUGUGGAAAGGCUUUUAGUCAUGGCUCUCAACUUACUCUACAUCAGAGAAUCCAUACUGGAGAGAAGCCCUAUGAAUGCAAAGAAUGUAGAAAGGCCUUUACUCAGAGUUCACAUCUUUCUCGACAUCAGAGAAUUCACACUGGUGAGAAACCAUAUCAGUGUAAGGAAUGUGGAAAAUCCUUCACUCGUGGUUCACAACUUACUCAACAUCAGAAAAUUCACACAGAUGAGAAACCCUAUGAGUGUAAAAAAUGUGGAAAGGCCUUUAGUCAGAGCUCACAAUUUAUUCAACAUCAGAGAAUUCAUAUUGGUGAAAAAUCUUACGAAUGUAAAGAUUGUGGGAAAUUUUUUAGUUGCGGUUCACAUGUUACUCGACAUCUAAAAAUCCAUACUGGUGAAAAACCCUUUGAAUGUAAAGAAUGUGGAAAGGCCUUCAGUUGUAGCUCAUACCUUUCUCAACAUCAAAGAAUUCAUACUGGUAAGAAACCAUAUGAGUGUAAAGAAUGUGGGAAAGCCUUUAGUUAUUGCUCAAAUCUCAUUGACCAUCAACGCAUUCACACCGGUGAAAAACCAUACAAAUGUAAAGUAUGUGGGAAAGCCUUUACUAAAAGCUCACAACUCUUUCAACAUGUGAGAAUUCACACAGGUGAAAAACCCUAUGAAUGUAAGGAUUGUGGCAAAGCCUUUACUCAGAGCUCAAAGCUAGUUCAGCAUCAGAGAAUCCAUACUGGAGAGAAACCCUAUGAAUGUAAGGAUUGUGGCAAAGCCUUUACUCAGAGCUCAAAGCUAGUUCAGCAUCAGAGAAUCCAUACUGGAGAGAAACCCUAUGAAUGUAAGGAAUGUGGCAAAGCCUUUAGUAGUGGCUCAGCACUUACUAAUCAUCAGAGAAUUCACACUGGUGAGAAACCCUAUGAUUGUAAAGAAUGUGGGAAGGCUUUUACUCAGAGCUCACAACUUCGUCAACAUCAAAGAAUCCAUGCUGGUGAGAAACCUUUUGAAUGUCUCGAAUGUGGGAAGGCCUUUACUCAGAACUCACAACUUUUUCAACAUCAGAGAAUCCAUACAGAUGAAAAACCAUAUGAAUGUAAUGAAUGUGGAAAGGCCUUUAAUAAAUGCUCAAACCUUACUCGCCACUUGAGAAUUCAUACAGGGGAAAAGCCCUAUAACUGUGAGGAAUGUGGGAAGGCUUUUAGUAGUGGCUCAGAUCUCAUUCGCCAUCAGGGAACUCAUAUUAAUGAAUAAUAGAAAUUAUAGCUCUUGUCACCUUCUUAACAUUUUAAAGAAAAAUUGAUAUUUGAUAGUUACCCUUUUCCACUAUAUUGUUUAUUUUAUAUUUAAUUUUGCAGUCCAAAUGAAUUUCAUUUAGGUUAUGAAUUCAGAGUAUAAAUUGACAUCCUCCAGUCUUGUAUCAAUGCAAAUUAUACAAAAAUUAUUUCCCCAUUGUUUGGAGAUGCAUUAUAUUCUUGUUUAUACAGUAGACUGUCAAGUUACAACUGGCCUAAUAUAUGAACAACUUGGGUUAAUUAGGUUAAUGGAAGAGUCAUCUGCCUCUUGUUAUCUAAACCAUGUACCCAGGUAAACAUCAGAUCUCAGCUAUAUUGACUUACAUCCAGUUUGAGUUACAACAAGCCCUUGGGAACUGAUUGAAUUCCUAAAUCAAGGGUCCACUGUAUUUGCUUAUGUUUUUAGGAUGUUCUUCUCUUUUUCUGAUCUAUAUAUUUGUGCUUGUACCAGUAUCACACUGUUUUGUGUGGCAUUUGAUAAUUUUAAAUUCUUUGUGGAAUUAUAAUUUUGUUUAUGAAGUCAGUAUUAAUCUUUUUUUCAUUUCACUAGUUUUUCUUUUUAUCAGUGAACAUUGAAAAUCAGAAACUAAAAGUAAAAAUUAAUUGUAAUCAUACUAUCGACUAUGCUCAGUUUCACAGAGCAAAUUCUUCUAAACUCUGAUUUUUAAGGAAAUAUAUUUUGGUAUGCAUGCUGUACCUUUACCUGCUUUUAUCAUGCCAAAAGUCAUGGUUGCCAUUUCAACAAAUACAAAUUUUAUUUUUAAUACAUGCUUAGUAACUUUAAAAUGGCUGUUAUUCAUGUUAUGGUUGCCUCUACAUUUUUGUAAUUAUAAAAGUUGUCUUCAUUAGUAAAACCCAAAAUUUAUCUCUGGAUGCUUGGGGGUUUUUUCUUUUAAAACAUUUAUUUUAAUUGCUGAAGUUAUCCAUAUUUUCUCCUUACAAACUAUUUUGUUCCUUUUCAUUAACUCAAAUCCUAAGGCCAUGAGAAAUGUAGUUACUGUUAUGAAAGUGUUGUUUAUUUUUCCAUAUAUUUAAAUUUUUUCUCAUACAUAUUAGUGGUGUUUUAUUUCUUAUGUCUAAAUAUAUACAGUCACAUGUAUGCAUUGGUUUACUGUGAGAAAUCAAUGAAUAAAUGUAGGGUUCUUAUACCUCUAUCAGAUAGUAUAUGUUUAAUAAAAGUUUUUCUAGGGGCUGGGGAUUUAACUUAGUGGUGCUGUCACCUGCCUUGAAAGCACAAGGUCCUGAGUUCAAUCCCCAGUACCAAAAAAAAAAAAGUUUUUUUCUAUUAUUAUUGAUAUAAUUAUCAUAAUUAUCUUCAUUAUGAUUUGUGGAAAAGAUUUUAAUCAUGUUGCCUUCAAUCAGAGUUCAUAAUGGAAAAAGAGAAAUAGUUGUAGUAACUAUAGGAAAGACUCUUUCCUCCAACACUGCUAUUAUUCAGGAUGGAAUUUAAUAAGGAAAAAAGUAUAUAUGGGUUGUGUUUAUUCAGGCUUCAUCUUUUAUGCUGUACAAACAAUACCAGUCAGAAAUCUUAACGAUAGAAUGAUGGAUAAUUGAAAUCACAGCUGUCAAAACAGCAAGAAGAAGUGGGUGUGGUAGCGAACACCUGUAAUCCCAGCAAUCAGGAGGCUGAGGCAGGAGGGUCUUCAUGAGUUCAAGGCCAGCCUGAACUACAUAGUAAGACAGUGUCUCAAAACAACAAAAAAACACCACUACUACCACCACCACCACCACCAAAACAGCAGAAAAAAAUAAGAACAUUUUUCCUAAUUUUUUUCAAAGAAGGAAAAAGCAUACAGGUCACAUUCUUUGGCCAGAAUGGGGAAAACGGUAACAAGGGAGCCAUCAAAUAUCUGAGUAUCAAUUUAAUAUUCCUUCUUAAGUGGGCCAAGGGAAAAAAUCUCUGUAUUCAUAUUCAAAUGUGAAUGAAACAGAAUUAAAAAAAAAAACCAAAAUAGCAGUGAAAGCUGUAUUGUUAGCAUAUGUGGUGGUACUCAUCUGUAAUUUCAGCACUCUGGGAGGCUGGGGCAGGAGGAUCAUAAGUUUGAGUCUAGACUGGGCAAUUUACCAAGACCUUGUCUCAAAAAAAGCUGGGGAUGUAGCUCAGUGUGAAGGCUCUGCUCAGCCCCCAGUAUUUAAAAAAAAACAAACCCAAAACUACAUUACAGGUUUUAAAACCCAAUAUUCAUGAAGAUAUUAAAAUGUUACAAAAAUACUGAUAAAAUCAAUUUAGAAUCUAAAGAAGUAAAACAAGCAAAAGUGAAUUGUGGGAGGAGAAAGAUAUUAAUUACAAAAAGCAGAAAUAAGUACCUAAAACAAAAUGUAGUUAUUUGAUGGAAAACAGAAAAAGACAAGCUUUAGUGAUUUGGUGGUGAAAUAAAAAUGAAUGACGUUGAGAAUGAGAAAUUGAAGUGAGUACAUUGAAACUGAAAGAACUGUUACUUUUUGUUUGAUAAAAAUGUUGUGGAAACGGUGUAGAUCAUGUAACUUUAUCAAUAUGCUAAAAGUCACUAACCUAAACACUUUCUUUUUUGAGACAGGGUCUCACUUUGUGCAGACUGGCCUUGAACUCAAUAUGUAGCCCAGGCUGGCCUUGAACUUACAGCAAUUCUCCUGCCUCAGCCUCCCAAGUGCUGGGAUUACAGGCAUGUGCCACCACACUUGGUUUAAACUAAACACUUUAAAAGUAUGACUAUUAUGGUGACUUGUAGCCAAGUAAAAAACUUAAAAAAUGGUGUGCCUGUAGCCAGAUAUGGUGGCAUAUACCUGCACAAAGCAAGACCCUGCCUCAAAAAUAAAGUGUUUAGGUUAGAGGUUUUUAGCAUAUAAAAAACUAGUCAGUUUGGGAAAUUUGGCUUUCUCUCUAAUCUUGAUUCCUCAGAAGGCAAGAUAUAAAGGGCUUAACUUUUUCAUAAGAAUAUAGAACUUUAACUUGAGUAACUCCAUUUUUAUUUUUGGCAUAGUCUGUUGGGAGCUAGCACAGGAGCUCAGUCCAAAACAAUGGCCUCCAUUUGGCAUAAUAAUGAAUUUUCUUUUCCUUUAAUCUUCACAAAAACAAAAGCAAAAGCAAAAUACUCAGAAGUAACCUGAUGUUAAUUAGGUUUUUUUCUUUCUUCUCUCUCCCUGUCUUCCUUUUCAAGGAAAGUAACUCUGAUAUGACCAUCUGAUUUUCCUUUCUUGUUUACUUCAGCCUGUUCUUUUGUCUAUAACCAACCUCCUCUUCUUGGUUCAUUGGAAUGUUUAUUCUGAUUUAUAAAGUGUUGCCCAAUUCUAGAAUCAAAAAUAAAGCCAACUGUAAAUUAUUUGUCCAUUGACAAUAGUAAGGAAUA
This is a messenger RNA of Heterocephalus glaber (naked mole-rat), 8145 nucleotides long. The record is from RefSeq and is a predicted model, not a curated record. Lineage: Eukaryota; Metazoa; Chordata; Mammalia; Rodentia; Bathyergidae.